This is a messenger RNA of Closterium sp. NIES-65, 1794 nucleotides long. The record is from the annotation of a GenBank genome assembly. Lineage: Eukaryota; Viridiplantae; Streptophyta; Zygnematophyceae; Desmidiales; Closteriaceae.
AUGGCGGCGAUCCAGCAUUUGUUGCAAAGGGCCUUGAGACCUCCGUGCUCGUUACAGUCACAACUGGCAGGUGAAGCCGUGCGAUCGUCCUCCCAUGCGACGCCGCUGCGAGCAGUCACGAAGCUUCCUGGCCUCGUUCGCGGACAGGCGUCUGCGUCCGCGUCAGCGGCGGCGUCCCAGCGAGGCGCAGCAGCUGGCGGACGGGCGGGUGGGCGCGGGGACUCGUUGCGAUGCAGCGCGCAGGCAGCACCGGGCGACGCAGCACAGCAGCAGCAGCGCGAGGGGGAGGUGUUGGGGCAGCUGAGGCGCAUCCUGGACCCGGACCUGGGGGCGGACAUAGUGUCGUGCGGCUUCAUCAAGAACCUGCAAGUGGACGAGGCGGAGGGCUCUGUGACGUUCGACAUGGAGCUCACCACGCCCGCCUGCCCCGUCAAGGACUCGUUCGAGGCACAAGCGCGCGAGUACGUGGGGUCGCUGCCGUGGGUCAAGACUGUUGCCCUCACCAUGACAGCUCAGCCGCCCAAGCCGCUCGUGGCAGAGGAAGUGCCACGUGGCCUGCAGAGAGUGGCCAACAUCAUCGCUGUAUCCAGCUGCAAGGGCGGGGUGGGCAAGUCAACAGUGGCGGUGAAUCUAGCGUACGCGCUGCACGGCAUGGGCGCUAAAGUCGGCAUCUUUGACGCCGACAUCUACGGGCCCUCCCUGCCCACCAUGGUCUCUCCCGAGCUCCGUGUGCUGCGCAUGGAUGCGGAGACGAGGGAGAUCAUGCCAACAGAGUACCUGGGCGUCAAGCUCGUCUCCUUUGGCUUCGCUGGCCAGGGCAGUGCGAUCAUGCGGGGCCCCAUGGUAUCAGGGGUGAUAAACCAGCUGCUCACCACUACAGACUGGGGGGAGCUGGACUACCUCGUCAUUGACAUGCCGCCCGGCACUGGAGACAUCCAGCUCACGCUCUGCCAGGUGGUGCCGCUGACAGCAGCAGUGAUCGUGACCACGCCACAGAAGCUCGCCUUCAUCGACGUGGCCAAGGGCGUGCGCAUGUUCUCCAAGCUUAAGGUGCCGUGUGUGGCAGUGGUGGAGAACAUGGCCUAUUUCGAGGCAGACGGGAAGCGCUACUUCCCCUUUGGCAAGGGGUCGGGCAGCGAGGUGGUGGCGCAGUUUGGCAUCCCACACCUCUUCGAGCUGCCCAUUCGCCCCGAGCUGUCAGCAGCGGGGGACAGCGGGCAGCCGGAGGUGGUGGAGGACCCGUUGGGCGAGGUGGCUCGCACGUUCACGGAUGUGGGGGCGUGUGUGGUGCAGCAGUGCGCCAAGCUGCGGCAGCAGGUCGCCACAGCAGUGCUGUAUGACGAAGCUCUGAGGGCCCUGCGAGUGAAGCUUCCAGGAAGCGACGAGGAGUUCUUCCUGCACCCGGCAACAGUGCGACGCAACGACCGAUCGGCGCAGAGCAUUGACGAGUGGACGGGGGAGCAGAAGCUGCAGUACAGUGACGUCAGCGAUGACAUCAUCCCCGAGAGCGUGCGGCCUAUGGGCAACUACGCCGUCUCUAUUGUGUGGCCUGAUGGGUUCAGCCAGGUGGCACCGUUCGACCAAUUGGAGGAGAUGGAGCGCAUCGUGGAUGUGGAGGGCAGGCGAGAGGCCGUGGCUGCGUUCAAGGAGCAGGAGAGCGGAGCUGGGGCUGCUGAUGUGGCACCAGCUGUGCCCGUGCAAUCUGACCUGGCAACUGAGGGGGCCAAGUCGUCUGCAGCCACGUCAGCAGCGGCACAAAUCUUAGCCCAUGCACGGACCUUGAAGCAAAUAUAA